Angiostrongylus costaricensis is the source of this 2145-nucleotide messenger RNA. Lineage: Eukaryota; Metazoa; Nematoda; Chromadorea; Rhabditida; Metastrongylidae. The record is from the annotation of a GenBank genome assembly.
AUGGCGGCUCUAGCAGCUAGCUGUGAGGGUACUGGUCUGAAUCCGAUGUCGUUCACUGAUCAGCAUGGAAGUGUCGUUCUCGAACGUAUGAGAUAUCAACGAGAAACUGGACGAUUCUGUGACGUGUGCAUAGUUGUGAAGGACAGACAGUUUUCCGCUCAUAGGAAUAUCUUAGCCUCAUGUAGUCCGUAUUUUGACUCAAUCCUUAAGUCCACAAAGGUGACAAAAGAGCAGGUUGUCGUCAACUGCCAACAUCCGAAAGCGUUUGAAUUAUUGCUGAACUAUAUGUAUAGUGGAUGUGUCGUUAUUGAUCGAACUACUGUUGCAGAGCUCUUGCGGUUGGCGAACAAUUUCUUGGUAACUAAACUGAAGAAUUAUUGUGCUGAGUAUCUUGAUAGAUACUUAGAUGCAGCUAAUUCUCUGUCAGUUCGUCAGCUGGCUACGAAAUACAAUCUUCCUUCAUUGCUAAAAGCCGCAUCAGAAUAUUUCGAUGUCAAUAUUAAUCGGUGUUUACUUGAGUCUGUCGAUAUAUUGAGAUAUCCAAUGCAACAACUCUUAAAGAUACUGGAAGAUCCUAAAUAUCAGGAUGUGAUUAGUCCUGAUGUCUAUUUGAAGCUUAUCAUUCGCUGGGUUGGAGAAGAUGUUCAAGCUAGAGAAUCCUCCUUUCGACCGCUUCUUGAACGGUGUCAUAUAGCCGACGUAUCCGAUAACGCACUUGAAUUCGUUCUUGACUAUUCACCACUUCUCACAAAAUCCCAUAGCUGUAGACAUGCAUUGCUUGCUUCUUUAAGUUUCGAACAUGUGGAAGACGAGGAGGAAGAUGAACCGCCAGUCGAAGGUCAUCCGACAACUAGUACUGUUGUAAGUCAUAUGUGUUCUUGUGUGCUCACAGCAAGGUAUGGCUCGUACAUAUAUCAUUUUUUCAGCUUAAUACUUCAUAUACCGAGGAAGGGGUCGAGAAACCACGUCUUUCUACCGAUGUUGGACGAUGACGAAGUAGAUGGAGUCUAUGCGACAUCAUCGCUUGCUGGUGCUGUCACCUACACACACGAAGAUCUCAUUGAUCCUGAUGAAGUAGAAGACGGAGAGGAUGUGCAUGUUGACGGUGGAGCACAUGCUUGCAAGUUUUGCAAAUUCCUCACCAGUUCAGCUGAGGAACUUGAGAAACAUCGAGCUCGGCAACAUAACCGCAAUACCUUAUAUAUGUGUCAGCUGUGUGAUUAUGAGGCCGUUUGGAGUAAAUCAUUCUACGAACAUUGCCGAGAGCACUGGCCUCAAGCUCCUUAUGCAUGUGAUCAGUGUCCAUUGGUAGUGAAGGAGUCAAUACAAGAGCUCUUAGCCCACCGUUUAUCUCACACAAUUGAACGCUUCUUCAAAUGCCUCGAAUGUGGCUUUCGGGCAAGAUCACGGACUCAACUAUGGGCACACGAACGAUUGCAUAGCAGUUUGGAUGAAAGACCUCUUCAUUGUGAGGAAUGCGGGCGAGGUUUUACUACCCAUACGGCUUUGGAAGUACAUUUCGCGUCACAUGAUGAGCCGAGGUCUUUGAUAUGUGAAGAUUGUGGGUUUGCGACAUCUAAUACGGACCAUAUGACAACACAUCGCAGACAACAUACAGGCGAUAUGUUCUAUUGUCAUAUAGAUAAUUGUGAUUACUCUUCACCUAAGAAGAGUCAGUUAGCAGCACAUCUGAGAACACACAUGGCUGUACGGGCGCACAUUUGCAAGAUUUGUGGUAGAGGUUUUAUCGAGAAGUCUCACUUAGUUCGGCACGAGCGAAUUCAUCUAGAAGACAAGCCGUUCAAGUGUGAUGCUUGUGAUUAUGCUUCCAGUCGCCGCGAUAAGCUGAAGGAGCACAUUCUUAAGCACCAUAAUGGGACAGCGGCAAAUAAGUCUCAGAGGCGGCGCUACAGGCGUGCUAAACAACUUGCUGCUCUUGCCGAAAGGACAGGACCGCCUGAAGCUAUGUUCCGGCCAAUUCCUCCCAGUGAAUCGGUGUCACAGUGGGCAGAAUCACAGUCGUUCCAGGUAUUUUCUAUAUUUCCCACAUUCCGUUGUCGGCUUACAUAUAAAUAUAGGGAUUCUUCUAGACUGAACAGCGGUACUCUCCUCAGCACGCCCAACAACUGCCGUCUUCAGUCGUAG